This is a messenger RNA of Haliotis rubra (blacklip abalone), 3137 nucleotides long. RefSeq lists its product as uncharacterized. Lineage: Eukaryota; Metazoa; Mollusca; Gastropoda; Lepetellida; Haliotidae. The transcript is spliced from 9 exons. The record is from RefSeq and is a predicted model, not a curated record. Gene Ontology annotation, biological process: pseudouridine synthesis. Bases 2 to 2035 code for a protein of 677 amino acids. Gene Ontology annotation, molecular function: RNA binding; pseudouridine synthase activity.
GAUGGCUGCACCCAUGCAGCAUGUUCGGACACUUUGUUGUAGGUCGUUCAAUGUCUUGUAUGCAAAGUCCUGGAGUAGAUACAGUGUGUGUAAUGUCACCAGUGAAGCUGUUUCGAUGCCAUGCCGUCUGUUCUCUUCGCGGACAAACGGCCAAGUCGAGGAUGAUUUCUUCGGCAUCAAAGAAAAUGAUGGAUGUGUUGAAAACGAAAGUGUCAAACAAUCUUCAAACGAUGGACACUUGCAGACGAAAUAUUCCUUCAGGAAUAAAAAGCCAAACACGACGUAUACUAGCUACCCAGUACCUUAUGGCAUCGUUAGAAAAGAGGAACACGUUAGCAGUAAAAAGAAACAACGAGAUGAACAUACGCCAUUAACGUACAAAAACAAGGAAUUAUUUGUAAAGAACAAAUAUGGAGACAGAGUUGCUGUGAAGAAAGAGGGACCUUUGAAAAAUAUUCUAAGUCAGGAUGAUCUUGUGAACCAGACAAUUAAUCCAGGAAUUCAAAAGUUCACUCAGCACGAAGGUGAAAAUAUAUUUGAUGAACAGUAUUUUCAGAUGGACGAAAAUCCCACAACUCGAGUAAAGUAUUCUGAUAAGGAUUAUAUGAAACUUCAACAAAUUGCUUCACUUACAGAAAACUCGGACAAACAAACUUGUGGUAAUGAUAUAAAUGAUAAUAACACGGACUUGAAUUUUGUUGAUAGUCAAUAUUUUCACAGCAAUGAAAGCAUUCAGAGGUCUUCAGAAAGCAAGCCUGAACAUACUACCGAACAUUUAAAAGCCCCAAAAUAUCAGCUGUUGCAUGGUAGUUUGGAAAGUGAAGAUCUGAAUUUUGUUGACAAACAGUAUUUUGAUACUGAAGCAGUGCAUUCAGACAACUCAUCUGUCGCUGACAAGUCAUUGCAUGGAGGACUAGGUGACACAGUUGAUAGUGGUGUUGACGGAACAGAGCAUCAAACAGGAAUUAACAGAAUACCUCAAAAAAGAGGUAUUAGAAGACGAGUUGUUGCCAGGCAACAAACAAGAGAUGAGGAUGAGGACAAAAGGUCACCAACAGCUUAUGAUGUUUCUCGCAGAAUACAAGAAAACUUGACAAAGUCUACCACAGAUGAAGAUGCAACUGGUGGUACAUCAAGACGGUAUGCGGGGCCUGUAGACAGCAAGGGGUACCGUAUCCUCAAGCACCAGGUGGACGAUGUGAUGACCAUGCCCUCGGUGAUGGUGACAAGGCUGCUGCAAGACAGCAUCAUUUACAACAAAGGUGACAUCAUAGCCAUUGACAAACCGUAUGGACUGCCUUCUCAUGGUGGACCUGGGGUACACAUGAGUGUGGGGCAGUUGCUGCCUGCUCUAACAAAGCUUGUGGAUCCCACUGGACAGCUGGACACCCUACACCUGGUCCACCGACUGGACAGACAGACAACGGGGGUCAUGCUACUGGCCAAAACGGCAGAGAUGGCCUGGCAGCUGAAGAGCGCCUUCAGGAAGAGGGAGGUAGUGAAGAAGUACUGGGUACUCACUAAGGGUGUACCAAGUCCCCAGAAGGCUGUGGUUGAUAUACCGAUGGCGGAGGGGACAGUCGGGAGGUUUCACAGGAUGGUGUUGAAGCCAGAGUCUACUCCAGACACGAGACUAGUCAGCAAGAGGAGCUUCACGGAAUCCCACCAGGCAAUCACAGAGUUUGAAGUCCUAGAUAGUCAUGGCAACGCAGCGCUUGUAGAGUGUACACCUCUUACAGGGCUGAAACAUCAGAUCCGGGUGCACCUGGCAUUUGGUCUGAACACCCCAGUACUCGGCGACCACAAGUACUCCCACAUCACCAAGGUGGCACCACAGCGUCUACACCCUGACCUGCUGCACCGACUCGGGAUCCGGCAGAGCAAGGUGCGUCAUCUUCCAAUGCUGCUUCACGCCAAGAGCAUCCUCAUCCCAGGGUUCCUAGACGGGAGGAAUCUCUCCAUCCAAACACGACUACCUCGACAUUUCUCUCUCAACAUGAACAGGCUGAAGAUUAAACCACCCAAAAACAGAUAGUGGAUAUUACAAUGAAAGAGUACCAUGUAUGGAUGGACGAGUUAUCACCUAUCUCACAUAGUCCUGUCACAAGCCCUCGAGGAUUAAAGCUUUUAAAACAAAUAUACUGGACAAAAAUAGUUAGGGAUAAAUGUAAAUUUUGAAAUUAUGAAUAAAGAUUUUUCAUUCAUUGACACACUGAUAAAAUAUUAAUCUUAAAAAUACCAAUAUCCCUAACUUAUUUGGUCUAGUAUAUGUAAAUGUUUGAGAUGACCGUAAAUUUGAGAUGUUGUGAAAAUGCUGCAUGGGUCUUCACCAGAUCGUCACAAAACAACAUGUUUGUCAUGAUGUAUUGUACUGUGUAGCAUUUCGGAUCGGGUCAUCUCAAAAUAUAUUUUUUUAUCUUUAAUCCUCGCAAAGACACGAGGUACUGUGAGUCCUGUGUCUACAGUGAUGAUCAUAUGAGAGACGGUGGUUAAACCAUUCACUUGUCACUCCGAAGACAGUAUUCGAUUCCCCACAUGGGUACAAUGUGUGAAGCCCAUUUCUGGUGAUCCCUGCUGUGAUAUUGUUGGAAUAUUGCUAAAAGUGACAAAACCAUCCUCAAGCUAAUUGUAUGAAGGGACAUGCUACUUAUACAAAAUGUCCCAGAUUCUGCCUACAAUCACUCCUGUUUUCUAUCAGAAACCAGCCAAAAUCAAGGUUAAAGACUUGGAAUACUUAUAUAGAGUUAACAAAUUACAUACAGAAAGGUUGAUACACUCAAUAUUAUAUACUACUCAACUUGCUAUGUAGAUGACUUACUGCAGAUGACUUUUUCUCUUUAGCUAUGUUGAGUAAUAUACUUAUGUAGGUCACUGCACUAUAAGUUUGGCAGGGACGGUGGUAUAGCUUGUGGUUAAAGUGACUGCUCGCCAGGUUUGAUUCCCUACAUGAGUACAAUGUGUGAAGCCCAUUUCUGGUGUUCCCUUCAGUGAUAUUGCUGGAAUAUUGCUAAAAGUGGCAUAAAACUAAACUCGGUAACUCACUUUAUGAUGUUGUAUGCCCUCUGUCACAUGAACAAUGUAUGUCUGGUAUACCGGGCCUGUCUUUGAUUAUUGAAUAAAGUGACAAUUAACACUCA